AUAUAUAGCUUUCAAAAAUUCCAGUUCAUACAAAUCAUCGCCGUAUUUAAAAGAAAUGCAGGCCUCAUGGCAACCGCAGGCGAAGAUUUACAAGAAGCUUUAAUAAUAAAAGAGACUCUGAAAGAUCUGAAAGAAGACAUUCUAUCGAAGUUUGAUGAAAUCAUAGAGAUCAGCAGUAAGCAAAUAGAAGAGAUCAAUGAGUUGGUAAAAAAGAAUGUCGAAGAAGUGAUCAACAAACAUGGACCAGCUGCUGAAAAGUUAGUGCAAGAGAUGUGCGCAGAAGCAUGCGCGCAGGUUAAGCAGCUCCAACUUGAUACUGAAGAAACAUUAACAACGGUAUGGUCUACCUCUUCAACUUUGCUUCAGUCUGUUGGUAAAACGGCUACAGACAUGGUACCUACCGAGGAUUUUGAUACUUUCGUGGAAAGUUUGAUACUUUUCAUGGAAAACGUCUUGAGCGGAUUACUAGACCAUCUCAGUUUGAUGGUUAUCUUGUUCCUUCAAGAGCAAGAAGAAUUGUUUAAAAAAUUUAAAGAACGGUAUAAUACAGAGGCGCAAACGCGCAAGUCUAAGUGAAUUGUAGUUUUAUUUUUCAUAAGUUGAUAGACUUUACUGGCGAACCUAGUCUUCUUCUUGUGGUUCUAUAAUUUUUACACU
Molecule: messenger RNA, 657 nt
Organism: Psylliodes chrysocephalus
Lineage: Eukaryota; Metazoa; Arthropoda; Insecta; Coleoptera; Chrysomelidae
Source: the annotation of a GenBank genome assembly